AUGGGUACUGAAAGUGAAAUUCAAUAAUUGAUAAUUUCUACUUUACAGACAUCCAUAUCAUUAUGGGAAGAAUACAAUAUGUAUUUUUUUAAGAAACAACAGUCUUAUAAAUGUUGUGAUUCCUACUACUUAAAAUAUUGUAUUAUGAAUAAUUAAAAAUAAGGUCAGCGACACUUAGAAAAAUUAUCAAUAUUUAUUGUCUUCACAAUUGUGAUCUCUAAAUUAUAAUAGAAAUAAUGA
This is a messenger RNA of Paramecium octaurelia, 240 nucleotides long. The record is from the annotation of a GenBank genome assembly. NCBI's taxonomy places the organism in Eukaryota, Ciliophora, Oligohymenophorea, Peniculida, Parameciidae.